AUGAAGCGACUCGCGGCCGAGCAUGCCGCCCAAAGCCCGGCCAAGAAGCAAUUUGUCCAAGCGCCUCAAUUCUCGGCCAACAACCCCCAGACCGGCAGCUUUGCCAUGACAUUAGAUGAUGCCUCUGAUGUCGAGUCGCAUUACCCAACCCAGACCGAGCCAUCCAAUACAUCAUCCACACCCCUCACCGCCCAUUCCACCACAUCCCGGAGAUUCCCUUCCGACCUGAAGACGAUCAAGUGUAGCUGGCCAAACUGUACCAAGACCUUCAACCGCCCAGCACGGCUCAAUGCACACUUGCGAUCACAUACGAACGACCGUCCUUUCAGAUGCGCCUAUCCAGAGUGCGACAAGUCAUUCCUAGAGGAGAAGCAUCUGAAGCAGCAUAUCAAAGGCUCCCAUACAGGCGAGCGAGAUCAUGUCUGCCAAUACCCUGGCUGCGACAAGGCAUUCCUGACAGCAACGAGGUUACGUCGGCAUGCUGCUGUUCACGAGGGGGCGGAGCGCUUCCGCUGUAGAGGCUACGACGGCUGCGAUAAGACAUUCCGAAAGCACCAGACAUUGCAGAGGCAUAUCCGUACGGAUCACCUGGGCCAGCGCGCUUUUGUGUGCGCAAAUGCCGGAUGCGAGGCAGGAUUCGACUCGGCUGGCGCGCUGAAACGCCAUAUUGACCGUGAGCAUGGAGAGCCGAAGUACUGGUGUGACGAGUGUGGACAGGACAGCGACGAUCCUGAGGGCCAGGGAGAGAGAGUCGGCUUCACCACCCUCACCCUUCUCGAGGCUCACAUGCGCCGAGAGCAUAUCAACUGUCUCUUCUGUGAUGUACGUUGCCGUGGACAGGCCGAUCUCGAGCGCCACGUGGAGACAUACCAUUCCGGCAGCACUGUCGAGGACCGCAAGGUUGUCCCCUGCACCUGGGAUGGUUGCGACAAGAAGUUCACCAAGAAGUCGAACCUCAAUGCUCAUAUCCGGAGUGCCCAUGAAGGGGUGAGAUUUAUCUGCGGAGAGGUCGACCUGACGAACAUUGAUGAUCUGUCCGGCUGGGACGGCUCAGAUGCUUGUGGCAACGGAUUUAUCAGCAAGAUGAAGUUAGAGGAGCACGUACGAUUCGUGCAUCUCAAGAUGGAGAGGCCAAAGGCCGCGAAGACAGUGGCCAAUGACGAUGACCCGGCUGACCUGGUCAACUUUUUGGCUGGAGUCGAUAGCAAGCGAACCAUUCGCUGUACAUACCUCGGCUGCGACGCGCUGUUCAGCCGACAUCAUGACCUUCAAAUCCAUCUGGGCAAGCAUCAAGAGGGUGCCAUCUCAGCUGCAGGUGGCGCGGAUCUCCUUGUGAGCCCUCCUCCCCUGAUGGCGUACGAGACAGGAAUGGAAGUCGACGGCGCGACCCCAGACUUUGACGGAAACUUCUGGAUUGGAGACGGCGCCGAAGAUUUCGGUUCGGCUUAUGCGGGCUUUGGCCAGGACGAGUGGUUGCAGGAUGAAGCGGAGAUGCGAAGACUGGUAGACGACGGCCCCGGACAAGACAUGGCUGGCUUUAUCGACCCAGAUCUGUUUGGCGUGUGA
Thyridium curvatum is the source of this 1566-nucleotide messenger RNA. RefSeq lists its product as uncharacterized. Gene Ontology annotation, biological process: regulation of transcription by RNA polymerase II. The coding region runs from base 1 to 1566 and encodes 521 amino acids. Gene Ontology annotation, cellular component: nucleus. The record is from RefSeq and is a predicted model, not a curated record. The transcript is spliced from 2 exons. Lineage: Eukaryota; Fungi; Ascomycota; Sordariomycetes; Thyridiales; Thyridiaceae.